Molecule: messenger RNA, 755 nt
Organism: Striga asiatica
Lineage: Eukaryota; Viridiplantae; Streptophyta; Magnoliopsida; Lamiales; Orobanchaceae
Source: the annotation of a GenBank genome assembly
CAUCCAUGGCCUUCUUUGUACGAUACUUUUCAUGACUGUCUUUAUUAUUGUGGUACUAUUUUUCUGUUAUAAAACUUACAAUCCCUUCUAAUUUCUGCCAAUUUUCUUCCUGCAGGCACCAAAAGAGGAUUCCUUAUCUAAUAAAAUUAUAGCACAAACAAUUGUUUUACAAUGGAGAAGCUUUUGAACAAUUACGACAAAGAGUACUUGAAAAUGGCUAUGUUAAAGCACGAGGAAACAUUUCGAGACCAGGUGUAUGAGCUUCAUCGACUCUACCGAAUCCAAAAGGUGCUAAUGAAUGACAUAGCGAAAAAUAAUCGGUACACGACGACUUGCAGACGGCCCGAGGCCCGUUUGUGUCUCGACCUGGAAAGGCCCGCGGGCUCGGGUGAUAUGCUCAGAGUUUCUGAAGGUGAAGAUGACCAAAAUGACCUUGAGUUGACUUUAGGCCCAAAAAGCUAUUAUACCAAGAAAAUCAAAGCAGCUGGGCCGGGCCUUGGGUCGGACUCCGGGCCGAGUUUCUCGUCUUCAUCCUCCGGAUCGGGCCACAUGAAGGGCCCGGAAAUGCCGGUAUUGGCUAAUAAAGAUAGGUUAAACAGUUCUCCUUGGCUUUUUCAAGCCCUGAGCCUGAAUAUAACUUGAAAAAUUCUUAUUGAAAGUUUGUGGACUGCUUGUUAUCAACUGAUUCUGAGGAUGCUGAAUGUAUGAGAUCUUUAUUUUAGUUUUUGUUAUAUGUUUUUUUACUAUGAUAUGUA